GUUGGUACUUUUGAACGUAUGGUCAAAGUCAAACGCAUGUUAAUAUCUGUUAGCAUAAGAAUUCUAUGUGUACACGCAUGUUUGUCUGCGGUCUACUUCCGAUUGUCCCUGAAGCGGAAGGUCGACCACUCCGAGGACCGAUGAACCAGGCUUGGAAAUCGACGUUGUGAAAUGGGUGACUUCCUUGAAUUUCGACGGUGAAGGGAUUUCCUAUAAAAGCACGCGAAACGGAAGAUCAGCUUCGAAUCGUUUUUAGACGUUCAGCAGUUAACAGUGACACUUCCGUUCCACGAUGAGGAGAUAUUUAUUUUUAAUAACUAUACUUGGUGUGAUUUUUUUAAAAGAAUCGCUCAGCAAAUCGGCGGAAAUUGCAGCAAAUUCUGAUGUGCUGGAUCCCGUCGUCUUAACUGUAAACAAUUCAUCUGAAACAGAUGCCAAGAGAGAGCAGAGAUCUCCGCAAUUUGGUUUGUUAGGAGGCGAUAUCAGCGAUUAUUCUGACUACGAUUAUGGUGCACGUUUUUUUGGAAGCAAACGAAAGUUUCAUCGUAAACCACAUUACCAACAUAGGCCUCAUGGAUGCCGCGGUUAUGGAGGUUGCGGAGGAUGGCAACCGAACUACGGCGGCCAUUAUGGAGGACAAGGAGCGUCUUUCGCUUCAGCAUCGGCAGGAUCUGUAGGAAGUGGUCCUUAUGGUGGAGGACAGAGCCAAGCCAAUGCACAGAGCGCGAGUUUCAAUAUCGGGCCUUUCUCAGCUUCAUUCAGCGCUGCUCAGUCUGCCGCGGGACACGGAUUUUGAAUCUUUGAAGAGAUCUCCGCAGUUACGCAGCCCCUAAUUUAUUUCACGGUCAUCGUCUCUCCGCCAUCAUUGUGGGCCCAUUGUUUACAAACAUUCUACGUCACUAGGAGCAAGUAAAUAAGCCUAACCGCGUGCGCGAGCCACCCCCUUGCCUCCUGAGAUUUCCUGAGAGAGCAAGUUUCCUUUGUCCGCAUGCCAGCCACCAGAUGUUCUCCAAAAUAAAACCGAUAAAAUAUCGCGACGUAGCGCCGCGAUACGCGCACAAAUAAGCGAGACGGAGGGCAAAACUGACGCGAGAAGGGCAAGGAUAGAGGGAUUGAAGAACGAUGUAGUAGGGAGAAAACAUCGCGAGACGGAGGGUCGCUGGAUAAACGGCACAAAGGGAUAGGAAGCCAAAGGGAGAAGGGCCCGGUAAAGAGCGAGGGCCUGAAAUCGAGAUCCGAAAAGCCCCGUGCAAUGACCGGACGAUCUACACACGCGAUCCUUGCCGGUGCAACAUCCUCUGUUUCAGGAUACACUCUCUCUUCAUUCUCCUCUUUCGAAGAAGCAGCGCUCUAUCGAGAACGGAUUGAUGAAAUUUGUUCGUUAAAGAGCGUCCCGAAUCUUCGAUGAA
This is a messenger RNA of Linepithema humile (Argentine ant), 1409 nucleotides long. RefSeq lists its product as uncharacterized. The record is from RefSeq and is a predicted model, not a curated record. Lineage: Eukaryota; Metazoa; Arthropoda; Insecta; Hymenoptera; Formicidae.